CCAUUUGGAUUGAUGGACGUAUUAUAAAGUGGAAUCACGAAAAGAAUAAUUGGCAAAGAGCUAUAGGGUUAAUCGAUGAUAAUUGGAAGUAUAAAGAAUUUUCAGAUCGAGAUAGUGAUAAUUUAAAAAAAGGUCUUUUCGUUGCAUUAAAAAGGCUUAAUAAUUCAUCAAAUAUUAAAGAUCAAUUUUUAAAUGAAAUGACAGAGUUUUUAUUUCCAAUACUUGGAAUCACUCAAGAUCCUGGGACUUCAGAAUAUAUAAUCGUGAUGAAUUAUGCACAUGGAGGAAGUUUAAGAAGUAAUUUACAAAAGAUAUGUAGGAUGAAUUGGAAAAAACGAUUAUUUAUUUUGAAUUUAAUUAUAUUUGGGCUUGUUGGAAUUCAUCAAUUAAAUCUAGUUCAUAAAGAUUUGCACAGUGGAAAUAUACUGGUGUGUAAUUAUUUUAAUGAAAAUGAUGAUUGGAACAUUCCAUUAAUAAGUGAUCUUGGAUUGUCACAACGAGUUCAAAAAUAUUCAUUAAAAAAUGAUAUUGAGGAUAUAAGAGAUGAUAAAAUUGAACAGGCUAUCAUGCAAUUUCGAAGUUCUGAUAAGGAACUUCAAGAAAUUUCUGUCCAACCAACAGCACAAAAUGCGGGGCAUACUUUACAAGCCGAACUAUUAACUUAUCUGAAUUAA
Molecule: messenger RNA, 674 nt
Organism: Dentiscutata heterogama
Lineage: Eukaryota; Fungi; Glomeromycota; Glomeromycetes; Diversisporales; Gigasporaceae
Source: the annotation of a GenBank genome assembly